This is a messenger RNA of Penicillium olsonii, 1683 nucleotides long. The record is from the annotation of a GenBank genome assembly. Lineage: Eukaryota; Fungi; Ascomycota; Eurotiomycetes; Eurotiales; Aspergillaceae.
AUGACUCCUAUUCCUGUCCUCGAAUUAUCACCAUUAAUUCACUAUCAAAAAACACUUACAACAAUUAUAAUCAUGGCUCAAUCGAUAGAAGAGCAACGGCUUGACCAGCCCGACAACAACUCGUUCACCGAGAAGCCCUCGGAAGUCACAGAAGAUGAGAGCCACUUUCCAACAGGCAGUCGGCUGUUAGUGAUUGUGAUUUCCAUCUUAUUUGCCAUGUUCCUAGUCGCCCUGGACCGCACCAUCAUCGCCACAGCAGUCCCCCGCAUCGCCAACCAAUUCAACGCCCUAGACGAUAUCAGCUGGUACGCCAGCGCCUACCUCCUAACCAGCUGCGCAACCCAACUCUCCUGGGGCAAAGUCUACACCUUCUACUCAACCAAGACCGUCUUCCUAGCCGCGAUCCUAAUCUUCGAAGUCGGCUCCGCCCUCUGCGGCGGAGCCCCGAAUUCCAAAGCCUUCAUCGUGGGCCGCGCCAUCGCAGGCGUAGGCUCAGCAGGCAUCUUCGCCGGCGCAACAGUCAUCAUUGCGCAGAUUGUUCCACUAGCCAAACGACCCAUCUAUGUCGGAUUGAUGGGCUCGACAUUCGGCUUCUCCUCUAUCAUUGGGCCUCUGAUGGGCGGCGCUUUCACAGAUAAUGUCACUUGGCGCUGGUGUUUCUAUAUCAAUCUUCCAAUUGGUGGAUUCACCAUGCUUGCUCUCUUCUUCUUCUUGACUGUCCCGCACACGCCUCAGCCAUGUACUUGGAAGAGACAGAUUCUCCGCCUCGACCCGCUGGGCAGCGUGCUCUUCCUCCCCUCUGUGAUUUGCUUCCUGCUUGCGCUGCAGUGGGGUGGGACGAUGUACGCGUGGAACAGUGGACGGAUUAUCGCACUGUUUAUCAUUUCGGGGAUCCUGAUGAUCGCCUUCGUGGCUGUGCAGAUCUGGCUGAAGAAGGACGCAACUGUGCCUCCGCAUAUUUUCAACCAGCGGAGCAUUAUCAGUGGUGUUGUUUUCGCUAUGUGUGUUGGUGGCGGUCUCAUUUCCAUGCUGUAUACCCUGCCUCUGUGGUUCCAGGGCGUGCGCGGUACUUCUGCCGUCAAGUCUGGUAUUGAUACUAUUCCCAUGGUGCUGGCGCUUGUCGUCGGAGCCAUUACCUCUGGUGGUAUCAUUACUGCGACGGGAUACUAUGUGCCGUGGAUGUUUGUGGCGACAGUCCUAAUGUCGACGGGUGCAGGAUUGAUGACUACUUUCAAGAUGGAUACCAACCAUGCAGCCUGGAUUGGAUACCAGGUGCUAUUUGGUAUUGGAAUCGGCACUGGAUUGCAGCAGCCGUCGUUGGCGGCACAGACGAUUCUUCCUAUGGAGGAGGUUGCGAUUGGUGUCUCGUUGAUGUUCUUUGCUCAGUCGCUUGGUGGUGCUGUUUUCAUUGCUGUGGCUCAGUCGCUGUUCCAGAACUACCUUGGCUCUGAACUGCCUCAUAUCCAGGGCAUUGAUACAGCCAAGGUUCUGGCUGCUGGCGCAACUGGUCUUGCUGACGCGGUGCCAGACAACAAGCUGACUGCGGUUUUGAGUGUUUACAAUGAUGGUCUUCAUCGGUCGUUCAUUGUCGCUGUGGCGGUCUCUUGUCUGAUGAUUAUCCCUGCUCUGACGAUGGAGUGGAGGACCAUCAAGGAGGACAAUGUGUCUGUUCCGGCUGCUUAA